Messenger RNA from Debaryomyces fabryi, 1656 nucleotides. RefSeq names its product RNA-dependent ATPase (gene CHR1). Gene Ontology annotation, molecular function: nucleic acid binding; RNA helicase activity; ATP binding. Bases 1 to 1656 code for a protein of 551 amino acids. The transcript has a single exon. Gene Ontology annotation, biological process: maturation of SSU-rRNA. The record is from RefSeq and is a predicted model, not a curated record. Lineage: Eukaryota; Fungi; Ascomycota; Pichiomycetes; Serinales; Debaryomycetaceae.
AUGGAUAUAUUUAGAAUAUUGUCAAGGGGAGCAUCCCUUAAGAAGAGUAAGGAUAUUACAACUGAUUAUGCUGUACCAUCAAGGAAGCAAUUUGUUAAUGAAAAGCAAAAAGAAGAGAGUUUGAAAAACUUGGUUGAAAAAGAAGUUGAUUUUUUUCAUACCAAGAAACACAGCAGUCAUAAAGAAAAUGAAAAGGGAAAAGAAGAUGAAGAUGAUGAAAUAGAAGAUGACAUUCCACCGUUGACGAUAUCCAGUGAUGAGGAUGCCCGUAAAUUGCGUAAGCUUAAUAAAUCUAAAGUCAGUGGAGAUGACAUUCCGUUACCUAUUGGCUCAUUCGAAGAUUUAAUUGGGAGAUACAAGUUGGAUAAGAAGUUGUUGUCAAACUUAAUAGACGCUGGUUUUACAGAACCAACCCCAAUUCAAGAUGAAGCAAUUCCUAUAUCAUUGGAAGGCAGAGACCUAAUAGCAUGUGCACCCACAGGAUCUGGUAAAACAUUAGCAUUCUUAAUUCCCUUAGUUCAGACCAUAUUACAAUCUAACCCUAAUGUUAAGAAUUAUGGUAUUAGAGGGUUAAUUAUAUCUCCUACUAACGAAUUGGCGGUACAAAUAUUCCAAGAACUCGAAACGAUGACAAAGGGUAAGAAAAUGAAAAUUGGUAUAUUAUCAAAGCAAUUAGCCAACAAAAUCAAUAAUAAAAUUGUAAACUCUAACAAAUACGAUAUUUUAGUUUCUACUCCAUUAAGAUUAAUUGAUAGUAUCAAAAACGAAACAAUUAGUUUGUCAAGGGUUGAGCAAUUAGUCAUAGAUGAAACAGAUAAGUUAUUUGACCAAGGCUUCGUCGAACAGACCGAUGAAAUUUUAUCUAACUGUACAAAUGCUAAAUUGAGAAAAUCAAUGUUUUCUGCAACUAUUCCUUCGGGUGUCGAAGAAAUGGCCCAAUCAAUAAUGAAAGACCCUAUCAGAGUAAUCAUUGGUCAUAAAGAAGCUGCCAGUAAUACUAUUGAACAAAAAUUAGUAUUCACUGGUAAAGAAGAGGGUAAAUUGUUAGCGAUAAGGCAGAUGAUACAACAAGGGGAAUUUAAACCACCAAUUAUUAUUUUCUUGCAGUCCAUUACCAGAGCAAAAGCGUUAUUUCAUGAAUUAUUGUAUGACAGGUUGAAUGUUGAUGUCAUUCAUGCCGAAAGAACUCCAAAGCAAAGAGAUGAAGCCAUUAAAAGAUUUAAGAGUGGUGACAUUUGGGUUCUAAUUACGACAGAUGUUAUUUCUAGAGGUGUGGAUUUCAAAGGUGUUAACUUGGUGAUAAAUUAUGAUGUACCACAAAGUGCACAGGCGUACGUUCACAGAAUUGGUAGAACUGGUAGAGGUGGUAAAUCCGGUAAAGCUGUAACUUUCUUUACAAAAGAAGAUGACAAAGCUGUCAAACCCAUUAUCAAUGUAAUGAAGCAGUCUGGUUGCGAAAGUGGAUAUAGUGAAUGGAUGGAAGAUAUGCAUAAGUUGACUAAGAACGAAAAGAAAGACGUAAAGAAACAUGAAAUUAAGAGAAAGCAGAUCAGUACAGUUCCAAAAGUCAUGAAACAAAAGAGAAAACAAAGGGAAGAAAUGAUUGAAGCUUCUAAAAGGAGAAAACACGAAGCCCAGCUGCAUACUGAAGAUUAA